This is a messenger RNA of Nerophis lumbriciformis (worm pipefish), 828 nucleotides long. Lineage: Eukaryota; Metazoa; Chordata; Actinopteri; Syngnathiformes; Syngnathidae. The record is from RefSeq and is a predicted model, not a curated record.
AUGUUAAUGCCAUCUUGUGGAUUUAUUGUUAUAAUAAACAAAUACAGUACUUAUGUUGCCCUGAGUCAGGAGGUGGACUCAUCGAGCCUUAGGAGCUCCUCGGGAGACUCCUCCAAGACUGUGGGUCUCCUGAGCGGUCAGGCAACCCUCUCGCCACUGAGUCGCUGGAUGCUUCACGGCAGAGGCCGGGCCGCCAACGCCACUUCGCUGGAGCUGCCCUACCGCACACCUGCUGCUUUCUCCAAACAGGAGUUCUCCAAGCAGGAGUUCUGGGAGAUGCUGGGCAGCGACCUCCUCAAACCAGAUGCCUCGGGUUCCCGUGUCAAACGGCGGCCCAUCGUCAAGACGGGCAAGUUUAAAAAGAUGUUUGGCUGGGGAGAUUUCUACUCCAACAUCAAGACGGUACGGCUGAAUUUGCUCAUCACCGGCAAGAUCGUAGAUCAUGGCAACGGUACGUUUAGCGUCUACUUCCGCCACAACUCCACUGGGCAGGGCAACAUCUCAGUGAGCUUGGUGCCCCCAGUCAAGGCUGUGGAGUUUGACCUAGAGCGCCAGAGUGUGGUCUACCCAAAGGACUCCAAGAUUUUCAACUGCCGUGUGGACUACGAGAAGGUGGACCGCAGCAAGCGUACCUCGCUGUGCAACUACGACCCAUCCAAGACCUGUUUCCAGGAGCAGAUCCAGAGCCACGUGUCCUGGAUUUGCUCAAAGCCUUUUAAAGUCAUCUGCAUCUACAUUUCCUUUUACAGCACAGACUAUCGCUUGGUACAAAAGGUCUGCCCGGACUACAACUACCACAAUGAGAUGCCCUAUUUGCCAUCGGGGUAG